Molecule: messenger RNA, 3206 nt
Organism: Rhagoletis zephyria (snowberry fruit fly)
Lineage: Eukaryota; Metazoa; Arthropoda; Insecta; Diptera; Tephritidae
Product: mannosyl-oligosaccharide alpha-1,2-mannosidase IA-like
Biological process (GO): carbohydrate metabolic process; mannose trimming involved in glycoprotein ERAD pathway
Cellular component (GO): endoplasmic reticulum; Golgi membrane
Molecular function (GO): calcium ion binding; mannosyl-oligosaccharide 1,2-alpha-mannosidase activity
Source: RefSeq, a predicted model, not a curated record
UUUUUAUAAAUUUUGCACAAAUUCAAGUGAACACGAAAAAAGCGCAUUUCCAGCAAACCAAAAGAAUAUCAAUAUCAACCAAUUGCCCCAUAAACGGCAAGCAACCAAACCAACGCCAUUAAUUUUUUCAACUCGGCAGCGAAAACCGAGAAUUCAUUAAAAAAUAAAUAAAAAAAAAAAAAAUGUGCACGAAAACAUCGAAAACGCCGCUACUCUUAAUUGGCGGCGUCUGCUUCGUCAUUGUGCUGGUCGGCAUUACUGGCGUAACGCUGAUCAAUAAUCUCAAUUUGUCCAACAUCAUCAAGCUGAACGAGAAAGUCGCCAGCGACAGCAUGAGCGCACACGACACCGAACUGCACGAAAUUAAUUACGCCAAUAAUCAUCCGAAAAAUAUAUACAAAUUCGAUGAAUUUUCAGCGCCAUACGCAUUGGCUGUAGCCAGCUACAGCUACAGCCAACACACCGCCUCAUCGGCGGCAGCAGCACACGCGCUGCCACCUUCCAUACACGCCAGCCCAGCGCUGACAGGUGGGGGUGGGCCGGCGGCCAUUGCUGGACCAGCCGUUGCAUUUGUGGAUGCCGAGGCGAAUAGCGGCAAUGCGGCGGCAGACAAGAUUAUAGAAGUGCUACCACAAGCGAAUGAACGGCAGCAAGGACUUGACAGCACAUCUCAGAAUUGGCUAAAAGAGAAUGGGAAAUUGCACAGCAGAGGGCUGCCGAUUGCCACUAGCGCAAAAACAAAUACCAUAAUAACUACAGAGACAGCUGCAGAUGCAUCAACGACAUUGGUCAAUAAUCCACAUGGAAACACCAUGCAAUCCAAUGCGUCAGUAACUUUAAGUGCUUCCGCUCCGCCUACGUCGGCACCGAGCAACGUGAGCACCACCUUUCGCAAUGCAACGAGUGUAAAUACUAAUAAUGCAAACGCCGCAUCCGCAUCAGUGUCUGUUUCAUCAGCCGCUGUUGACAUAGCCGCUAAAUUGAUGUUGCCAUUGAUACUCAACGGUAGUGCAAGCGUAUCGGUGGGCAGCGGUGGCGAAAAUGGAAAUGAAGAGCACAGCAUUGAAGUUGAUACAGCAUGGGGUUUUCCAAGUGAUAAUCGAAUGAAAUCCGCUGACACGCAUACAUCGAAGGGUGGCACUGCCAUGCAGCCAGGGCGCCUUUUAGUGCCCAGCGAAGAGGAAGGUGUCGAUAAGGAGAAACGUGAUCGCGUUGUAAAGAUGAUGCUCCACGCUUGGGAAAAUUACAAACUCUACGCUUGGGGUAAAAACGAAUUGCGACCGCUGAGUCAACGCCCGCAUUCGGGCAGUAUUUUUGGUGCCUACGAUCUUGGCGCAACUAUAGUCGAUGGCCUGGAUACACUCUAUUUGAUGGGAUUGGAGAAGGAGUAUCAAGAAGGGCGCGAUUGGAUCGAACGUAAAUUUUCGCUUGACAACAUUAGCGCCGACUUAUCAGUAUUUGAAACGAAUAUACGCUUUGUGGGUGGCAUGUUGACACUGUACGCCUUCACUGGUGAUAAUCUGUACAAAGAGAAAGCACAACACAUUGCUGACAAGCUAUUGCCCGCCUUCCAGACGCCCACCGGUAUACCAUAUGCAUUGGUAAAUACACGAACCGGUGCUAGUAGGAAUUAUGGCUGGGCUUCAGGUGGCAGUUCGAUUUUAUCCGAAGUUGGCACAUUACAUUGCGAAUUUGUAUACCUUAGUGAUAUAACUGGUAAUCCAUUGUAUAGAGAACGUGUACAAACUAUACGACAAGUUUUGAAGGAGAUCGAGAAGCCAAAGGGUCUCUAUCCGAAUUUUAUCAAUCCCAAGACGGGCAAGUGGGGACAAAUGCACAUGUCGCUGGGCGCUUUGGGCGACAGUUUCUUCGAGUAUCUGUUGAAGGCGUGGCUGCAGUCGGGUCAGGUAGAUGAGGAGGCGCGUGAAAUGUUCGAUGACGCAAUGGUAUCGAUUAAUGAGCAUAUGAUCCGCACCAGUUCGGGUGGUCUGACGUAUGUGUCUGAUUUGAAAUUCGAUCGUUUGGAACAUAAAAUGGAUCACUUGGCGUGCUUUGCAGGUGGUCUCUUCGCCUUAGCAGCCAAUACGCGACAAAACCAAUAUGCUAAUAAAUUUAUGGAAAUCGGCAAGGGUCUGACAAAUACCUGUCAUGAGAGCUACGCAAGAACCGCCACUAAAUUAGGACCUGAAGCCUUUCGCUUCAGCGACGCAGCCGAAGCGCGUGCCUUGAAAUCACAAGAGAAAUACUACAUACUGCGACCGGAAACAAUCGAGAGCUACUUUGUGCUAUGGCGUUUGACGCACGAUCAGAAAUAUCGUGAUUGGGGCUGGGAGGCUGUGCAAGCGUUAGAGGCCCACUGUCGCACACCACAUGGCUAUUGCGGCAUUAAAAACGUAUAUCAGGAGAUGCCGCAGAAGGAUGAUGUGCAGCAGAGUUUCUUCUUGGCGGAGACGUUAAAGUACUUGUACUUGCUCUUUUCCGACGACUCUUUGCUGCCACUCGAUGAGUGGAUAUUCAACACGGAGGCGCAUCCUUUGCCCGUACGUAGCGCGAAUGUGUUCUACCGCGCGGCGCCACCCGCUCAGACGCAAGCAGACGAAAAUCGUUAAAAUUUUGUGCUAAAAUAAGGACGCUGCUGCGCACGUUUUAGCUGUGGCAAAUUCAAUCCAAAUGAAAACCUCUGCAAUUAGUUUUUUUUUUUUAAGAAUACAUAGACACUUUUUUUUUUUUGUUUUAGGAACAUUUGAUUUGUAGCAUAUAUGAUUUAUACAAAAGUUAACCGGACGUUACAUACUGUAGAAGAUAUAGUUUGCUCAGCGAUUUAUUUAUUAUUAUUAUUUUAUUUUUUUUUUAAUAAGAAGGUAAUCGAAUACUUACACGAUGUAUAUAUAUAUAUGUUCGUUAUAUGUAUAUGUACAUAUGUACAAAUGUAUGUAUAUUACACUUGUAUACUGUUGUCCAUUUUCAUUUUUUGUUAAUUGCAUGUAUAUUGUAUAGUUUUAAAUUUUAAUAGGCCUUAUCUUGUAGUAGCACGCAAAUAUUAGUAACAAAUUUUUUACGUCACAUAAUAUAUAUUUUUUUCAAAAUUUAUAAUUUUCGAUUACUUUUUUUUUAAAUUUCGAUGAGGAAAGACUUUAAAAAUCAGCAAAACCAAAAACACAUUAAACAAACUAAAAACUAUUAGCGUUUUUCUUAAACAUAUUGCC